Arthroderma uncinatum is the source of this 1020-nucleotide messenger RNA. RefSeq lists its product as uncharacterized. NCBI's taxonomy places the organism in Eukaryota, Fungi, Ascomycota, Eurotiomycetes, Onygenales, Arthrodermataceae. The record is from RefSeq and is a predicted model, not a curated record. The transcript has 4 exons. Bases 1 to 1020 code for a protein of 339 amino acids.
AUGGCAACCGACGAUCUCGCCAGCUCAUGGGAGGAGACGCCUUUCCCAGGCCAAAUGUCUAAUAUGCUUGAUCACCAAGAAUGGGUCACUCCAGGCACGACAUACACCACCACCUCAAAUCCUUAUGUGUCCACCUCUCACGCCAAUCAAGCUAUGCUCACUCCUAUCAGCCUCUCCGGCAGUGUCCUUCUUGACCCUCGACAUAGCCCAUCCCAGGGCCACCAGCAACAUCAAGACCCCCGAUAUCCUUCUAUGGGUGGUGGGAUACAGCACGGCCUUGGAAUCACUGGAACUUCUGCGCUAAGCUACGUGCAACCCGGGAUGCCUUCAUACAAUCCAUUUCAUAGACCUAUGAUGGGAAAUAUAGUGGACCAUACCGAUUCUGCUGGGUAUGAGAGGGAGAGAUCGCAAAUGAGGACCACCAGAGCACCACCACACACCCCAGCGCAUACACCAGUACAUCUAAGACCCCCAGUUACUAUCGCCCCAAACCCUGCCGGCCUCCGACAGCUAGAGCAAGAAAGACAAAUUAGUCAGGAAGAGCAAGCUCAGCGCAAUCCCAGACGGCGUCGACGGACCCGAAGGCGGUCAACACAAUUAGAAGAAGAGACGGACUUUGCCAUAAAGCUUAGAAACGAAGGGUACGCCUGGAAGGAUGUUGUAUCGCGGGUGAAUUUUGCUUUCAACGCCAACUAUACCGCCUCCCGCCUCCAAAUGCGCAUCACACGUCGGUGGCAACGUAUGAUGAAAGGGUGGUCCGAGGAUGAUAUUCAAGCGCUUCAGAAUGCUCAUUCGUACUGGGAGACUGAAAAAUUCGAGAUAAUAUCACAGAAGAUACAAGACUUUGGGGCUACAAAAAGGUGGACUCCUUCACAAUGCGAACAAAAAUGGGAAUUACUUCAAACACAUAGUCGGGCUCUGGAAACCAGCCCAAGAGAAAUAGAAGAAGAACCAGGACCAGAACCAGAAGCCGACGAUGAUGACGAAGAACAUCAACCCAAACGUCCCCGGACACAAUAA